Micropterus dolomieu (smallmouth bass) is the source of this 1269-nucleotide messenger RNA. Its product is annotated as E3 ubiquitin-protein ligase NHLRC1-like. Gene Ontology annotation, molecular function: protein binding; translation repressor activity; ubiquitin protein ligase activity. Gene Ontology annotation, biological process: negative regulation of translation; proteasome-mediated ubiquitin-dependent protein catabolic process; protein polyubiquitination. The record is from RefSeq and is a predicted model, not a curated record. The transcript has a single exon. Lineage: Eukaryota; Metazoa; Chordata; Actinopteri; Centrarchiformes; Centrarchidae. Bases 11 to 1240 code for a protein of 409 amino acids.
UAUUUCAAUUAUGGACAAGAAUCCUGGUUCCCUGACUCCAGAGGGGAUUCUGAGAGAGAUUCAGAUCAAUUUAUUGGAGUGUAAAGUCUGCUUCGAGAAGUUCAGCACUCAGCAGAGGCAGCACAGACCACAGAACCUUUCCUGUGGCCAUGUACUCUGUCUGGAAUGCAUCACCGCUCUGUCCCACCCUCUCCUGAGGAAGCUGGAGUGCCCGUUCUGUCGACAGCUGUGCAGUGUUGACAGCACAUCCCACUGCCAGGUUCUUAGUGACCUGCAGGAGCUGCUGUUGUCUUGGAGUCCCACAUCAUCUACUCCUACUCACAGGGCAAAGGGAGGCCUUGGCUUGGCUGCAGGUCUGACAUCUACAGCUUUGCACCUUGACAAAACCUUUGGCGGGUGGGGGACUCUCGUCAACCCCACUGGGAUAGCCGUUUUGGGGUGUUCAGGGACAAUAGUGGUGGUGCACGAUGGAGAGAAGAGGGUUGUGGUGUUCAGUCCACAGGGCAAGAAGCUGCACAGUUUUGGGCGAAGAGGACUAGCCAGUGGAGAGAUCUGUUACCCAUUGGAUGUGGCGGUGACUCUCUGUGGUUACGUGGUGGUGACUGAUGCAGGGGAUAAAGCUGUAAAGGUUUUUACAUCCAGGGGGAACCAUGUAGUGACGGUGAAAGAAUCCUUCCAGAUGCCCUGGGGUGUGGAUACAGACAGCUGUGGCCACAUCCUGGUCUCAGACGUCCAGGCCGGCACGCUGUCCCAGGUCAAAGUGGACUAUACUCACGGUCUCAUUCUGGAGCAUCAAACAGCCUUUUCAGGCCUCCAGCAUCCAAAAGCGGUGGCCUGCUGUCAUGUGACUGGGAACACUGCAGUGAUGGAGCAUCUACCUGGUGACUCAUAUCCACCAGGGAGGCACCAACACACAAGACUGAGAGUGCUAACAAAAGACUUCCACCUACUUUGUCAGACAGACAGUUUUAGCCUGACCCUGCAGUCCACAGUGAGGCUGAACAUGUCAGGUGUGGCCUUUGACAGAGAUGGAGAUGUGAUUGUGAUUGACUCCAAUCAGGGAAUGAUUUGGAGUUUGGGGAAGCUCCAGAAUGGCCCAGCCCUGACUCCUCUUGUCGGAGACCACCUUAUCCGUCCAGUUGGACUGGUGUCACUGAACAACAUGGUGGUCAUUCUGGACAGUGGAAACCAUACAGUGAAGAUUUAUUCUGCUAAAUCUGUAGCUAGAACAAUGAUAUAGCUCAUGUUUGAACAGGCCUAGAUGUGAAA